Molecule: messenger RNA, 2730 nt
Organism: Colius striatus (speckled mousebird)
Lineage: Eukaryota; Metazoa; Chordata; Aves; Coliiformes; Coliidae
Gene: RIOK1
Product: RIO kinase 1
Exons: 19
Coding region: 915-2636 (573 amino acids)
Biological process (GO): maturation of SSU-rRNA
Cellular component (GO): cytosol; preribosome, small subunit precursor
Molecular function (GO): ATP binding; protein serine/threonine kinase activity
Source: RefSeq, a predicted model, not a curated record
GGCGAGGGGCGAGGGGCGAGGGCUGUGCCCCGUGCCCGGCGUGUCCUUCAGGAGGCUGUGCUGUGGGCGUCCCCGACGUGCUGCCUGGAGAAGAGAAACGGGCAGCUGGUGCCGGCUUGGGGCUUUAUUUUCAGAGCAGACCGACGUACCUCUCUGUAAGGAGUAAGGCUACGUUGGGCUAUUGGAACGGUAGGCGCUCUCAAAGUCUCGCCUUUCUGCAGAAUUAACUGGUUUUUGGUCAUGUGCUUGGUGGAAUUAGAAAAGUUUCCCACAGCAUGCUAGGCAACAUACAGGACAGGAAAGAAACAGCCCCAUCAACAGAACAGGCAGCAAACUGACCAGCUGAGGAGAAGAUUCUGCUGCGAAGUACCUGGAUGGGCCCUGACGCGAUUCAGCUGUGUACCCCAGCAGUAAGAAAGUCUCCUCCAGACUAAACAGCCCCAGUUCCUGCAGCCUUUCCUCAUAAGGAAGAUGCUCCAGUCCCCUGAUCAUGUUGGUGGCCCUGUGCUGGACUCUCUCCAGAAAUUCUCUGUCCCUCCCUUGACCUGCUGGCCACGCUCUUCUUGAUGCACCCCUGGCUGUCACUGGCUGCCUUGGCCACGAGGGCACAUUGGAAUUCAUUUUAUCAAAGACGGGAAUGUAACGUUUCCGAGUGUAUGAAAUAAAACCCGUCAAUCCCUCACUGCUGUCGGAGGGGACGAUCACCCCGAGCCCGUAGCGCACACGGCCAUUUCCGGUGGCCGUGGGGCGGAGGGGCCGCGGAACAGCCCCGCUCCUCUCGCAUCGCCUGCGGGCGGCUGACCCAAAGCUGACGUCAGGCAGCCAAUCGCCGCGCCGCAACCCGGGAAGGGGGCGGAGCCGUGUGGCUGGCGCGCUCCCUCGUGUGCGGUGUGUGCGUCCGCGCCGCCGCCGCCAUGGAUUACCGGGCGCUGGCCAUGAGCCAGGCCGUGCCCGGGCAGUUUGACGACGCGGAGGGCUCCGACGGUGAGUUUACUCAAGACGCAGAAAGGGCUAAAGAAGGUGAGAUCACUGAGAGCUGCCAGUGGUCCGUGUGCAAAGAAGUUAACGCUGAGGAAGGAGAGGGUGAUGAUGACAGUGAAGGAGGAGAGGAAGAUGAAGACUGGGACUGGGAUGAUGAGGUGGGAAGACUCACAAAGCGCAAUAACGCUGCUGGUGGAUGUAAUUCACAGGCAAAUAGACAGCCCCCUACUUGCUAUUCAGCAAAAAUGUCUACCCCUACAGACAAGGCUUUAAGGAAAUUUGAACAUAAAAUUAAUUUAGAUAAGCUAAAUUUUGAUGAUUCUGUUAUAAACAGAGUCACAGAAAAGUCGAGGCAGAAGGAAGCAGACAUGUACCGAGUCAAAGACAAGUCAGACAGAGCAACAGUAGAGCAGGUGUUGGAUCCGAGGACCCGAAUGAUUCUGUUCAAGAUGCUGACUAGAGGUAUCAUAUCAGAAAUCAAUGGCUGCAUCAGCACAGGAAAAGAAGCUAAUGUAUAUCAUGCCAGCACUGGGAAUGGAGAGAACAGAGCAAUAAAGAUUUACAAAACCUCCAUUCUGAUGUUUAAAGAUCGAGAUAAGUAUGUGAGUGGUGAAUUCAGAUUUCGUCAUGGAUACUGCAAAGGCAACCCAAGAAAAAUGGUGAAGACGUGGGCUGAAAAAGAAAUGAGAAAUUUAAUAAGGUUGAAUACAGCCCGGAUACCUUGCCCAGAGCCAAUUAUGCUAAGAAGUCAUGUGCUUCUCAUGGGCUUCAUUGGUAAAGGUGAUAGGCCUGCUCCUCUCCUGAAGAAUGCUCAGUUGUCUGACUCCAAAGUCCGGGAGCUGUACCUGCAAAUCAUCCAGUACAUGAGAAGAAUGUACCAAGAUGCCAGACUUGUUCAUGCAGAUCUCAGUGAAUUCAACAUGCUGUACCACGGUGGGGCCGUGUACAUCAUCGACGUGUCGCAGGCGGUGGAGCACGACCACCCACACGCGCUGGAGUUCCUGCGGAAGGACUGUGCCAACGUCAACGACUUUUUCCAGAAGCACAAUGUUGCAGUGAUGACUGUGAGGGAGCUCUUUGAGUUUAUUACUGAUCCUUCUAUCACAAGCGAGAACAUUGAUGCCUAUUUGUCUAAGGCAAUGGAAAUAGCAUCAGAAAGAACAGGAGAGGAAAGAUCCAGUCAAGAUAAAGUUGAUGAGGAAGUGUUCAAGAAAGCUUACAUACCUCGGACACUGACUGAAGUUAAAAACUAUGAGAGAGAUGUGGAUAUAAUGAUGAAACUGAAAGAAGAGGAUAUGGCAUUGAAUGUUCAGCAAGACAAUAUUCUCUACCAGACUGUGACAGGACUGAAGAAGGAUUUGUCUGGUGUUCAGAAGAUUCCUGCACUUCUUGAAAAGAAUGUAGAUGAGUCAGAAACGGACUCUGAUGAUGAUGGUGACGGUGAUGAUGGUGACGGUGAUGGCGGCUCAGAGGACUCUGGUUCGAGCUGUAAAGAAUCUGUACAUCCCAAAGAUAAACCUGCUGAACUUAGCAUGGACAAAAAGGAAAGGAAAAAGAUGGUCAAAGAAGCCCAAAGAGAAAAGAGAAAAAACAAAAUCCCAAAGCACGUGAAGAAACGGAAAGAAAAGACUGCAAAAAUGAAGAAAGGCAAAUAAAAUGGGCCUUGACUUGGGGAAAGGGAUGGUUUGUUGUGGAUUAUUUAGUCAUUAUCUUUUUCUAAAAUUAAAAAUCCUUUAUUUAUAUACAUAA